Molecule: messenger RNA, 8986 nt
Organism: Homo sapiens (human)
Lineage: Eukaryota; Metazoa; Chordata; Mammalia; Primates; Hominidae
Gene: COL19A1
Product: collagen type XIX alpha 1 chain
Exons: 51
Coding region: 289-3792 (1167 amino acids)
Biological process (GO): animal gross anatomical part developmental process
Cellular component (GO): collagen type XIX trimer; endoplasmic reticulum lumen
Source: RefSeq, a predicted model, not a curated record
UGCCCUCUCACACAUGCCCGGGCUAUGUCAUCUGCUCGUGUUCCUAGUUAUCUGUGUGCAUCUGCUUUUCAAGAAAAUGUAAAAACUGUGCUACACAUGGAAAUAUGUUUAGGUGGAUAAAUAAUGCACACCUGCAUACGUUUCCAUAGGGGCCUUAAGGAUGGGACCAAAAACGUUUGGCAGGAGACGGCCACUCUCAUGUGGUACAUACCAUGUAGUUCGUGUUCCUAUGUUCACAUGAUGCAGGCUUCAUGCGUUACACCUAAGUUCUAGGUGGUUUUUCUGGCUAUGUGUGUCUGUGAAGCGGAACUAUGGAGCACUGCUGAUGCGGAUCCGUGGCCGUUCACAUGGUUUCAAGGCACAAUGAGACUCACUGGCCCUUGGAAACUUUGGCUUUGGAUGUCAAUAUUUCUGCUUCCUGCUUCCACUUCCGUGACCGUUAGGGACAAGACAGAAGAGUCAUGCCCUAUCCUGAGAAUAGAGGGACAUCAGCUGACAUAUGACAACAUAAACAAACUUGAAGUUUCAGGUUUUGAUCUAGGAGACAGCUUUUCUCUAAGACGUGCAUUUUGUGAAAGUGAUAAAACCUGUUUCAAAUUGGGAAGUGCACUUCUUAUUAGAGACACUAUUAAGAUAUUUCCCAAAGGCCUUCCUGAGGAGUACUCAGUAGCUGCCAUGUUUCGAGUACGAAGAAACGCCAAAAAGGAACGGUGGUUUCUGUGGCAGGUUUUAAACCAGCAGAAUAUUCCACAGAUUUCUAUAGUAGUUGAUGGUGGAAAGAAGGUGGUGGAAUUUAUGUUUCAAGCCACAGAGGGAGAUGUGUUGAACUACAUUUUUAGAAAUCGAGAACUCCGUCCUUUGUUUGAUCGUCAGUGGCACAAACUUGGCAUUAGUAUACAAUCCCAGGUCAUUUCACUUUAUAUGGAUUGUAAUUUAAUUGCGAGGAGGCAGACUGAUGAAAAGGACACUGUGGAUUUCCAUGGACGGACAGUUAUUGCUACGCGAGCUUCAGAUGGCAAGCCUGUGGAUAUUGAACUUCACCAACUUAAAAUCUACUGCAGUGCAAACCUCAUAGCUCAAGAAACAUGUUGUGAAAUAUCAGAUACUAAGUGCCCAGAGCAGGAUGGCUUUGGAAAUAUUGCAUCAUCAUGGGUAACUGCUCAUGCCAGUAAAAUGUCUUCAUAUCUGCCAGCAAAGCAGGAACUUAAAGACCAGUGCCAGUGCAUUCCAAACAAGGGAGAAGCAGGAUUACCAGGAGCUCCGGGUUCACCUGGGCAGAAAGGGCAUAAAGGAGAGCCGGGUGAAAAUGGUUUACAUGGUGCUCCAGGAUUCCCUGGUCAAAAGGGAGAGCAAGGUUUUGAAGGCAGCAAAGGAGAAACUGGUGAAAAGGGUGAACAAGGAGAAAAAGGAGAUCCAGCUCUGGCUGGCCUUAAUGGAGAAAAUGGUUUGAAAGGUGACUUGGGUCCUCAUGGUCCACCUGGCCCAAAAGGAGAAAAGGGAGAUACAGGACCCCCAGGACCACCAGCCUUACCUGGUUCCCUGGGGAUACAAGGCCCCCAAGGUCCACCUGGAAAAGAGGGUCAGAGGGGAAGACGAGGGAAAACAGGACCUCCCGGAAAACCAGGACCCCCAGGACCACCUGGACCUCCUGGAAUACAAGGAAUACACCAAACUCUUGGUGGAUAUUAUAACAAGGAUAACAAGGGAAAUGAUGAACAUGAAGCUGGAGGCCUGAAAGGAGACAAGGGUGAAACUGGACUACCAGGAUUUCCAGGGUCUGUUGGCCCUAAAGGACAAAAAGGAGAACCUGGAGAGCCUUUUACAAAAGGAGAAAAAGGAGAUAGAGGAGAACCUGGGGUAAUAGGAUCACAGGGAGUAAAGGGUGAACCUGGAGAUCCCGGACCCCCUGGUUUAAUAGGAAGCCCAGGACUAAAGGGUCAGCAAGGAUCUGCAGGCUCCAUGGGACCCAGAGGACCGCCAGGAGAUGUUGGAUUGCCAGGAGAACAUGGUAUCCCAGGAAAACAAGGCAUUAAAGGAGAAAAGGGAGAUCCGGGUGGGAUCAUAGGCCCUCCCGGGCUUCCAGGUCCAAAAGGUGAGGCUGGUCCUCCAGGGAAAAGCCUGCCAGGGGAACCAGGAUUAGAUGGAAAUCCUGGAGCACCUGGUCCACGUGGGCCAAAGGGUGAAAGAGGACUUCCAGGUGUUCACGGUUCCCCAGGGGACAUAGGCCCACAAGGGAUAGGAAUUCCUGGCAGAACAGGCGCCCAAGGACCAGCUGGAGAGCCAGGUAUUCAGGGUCCUCGAGGUCUCCCUGGGUUGCCAGGAACUCCAGGGACUCCAGGGAAUGAUGGAGUUCCAGGGAGAGAUGGAAAGCCAGGCCUGCCAGGCCCCCCAGGUGACCCGAUUGCACUUCCUCUCUUGGGAGACAUCGGUGCUUUGCUCAAGAAUUUCUGUGGCAACUGCCAAGCCAGUGUCCCAGGGCUGAAAAGCAACAAAGGAGAAGAAGGAGGUGCUGGUGAGCCUGGAAAGUAUGAUUCCAUGGCCCGGAAGGGUGAUAUAGGGCCACGGGGUCCUCCAGGAAUCCCAGGAAGAGAGGGACCAAAGGGAAGCAAAGGAGAGCGGGGCUACCCUGGGAUACCUGGGGAGAAAGGCGAUGAGGGUCUUCAAGGAAUUCCAGGCAUUCCAGGUGCUCCAGGCCCGACUGGACCCCCUGGCUUAAUGGGAAGAACUGGACAUCCUGGUCCCACAGGAGCAAAAGGUGAAAAGGGCAGCGACGGACCCCCUGGGAAACCCGGACCACCUGGACCACCUGGUAUUCCAUUUAAUGAACGAAACGGCAUGAGCAGUUUAUAUAAAAUUAAGGGAGGUGUGAAUGUUCCCAGUUACCCAGGGCCACCCGGUCCUCCUGGCCCAAAAGGCGAUCCUGGCCCAGUGGGAGAGCCUGGUGCAAUGGGGUUGCCAGGAUUAGAAGGAUUUCCAGGUGUAAAGGGAGAUCGAGGCCCAGCAGGUCCCCCAGGAAUAGCAGGGAUGUCGGGAAAACCUGGUGCCCCAGGGCCUCCAGGAGUUCCAGGGGAACCGGGUGAGAGAGGACCUGUUGGAGAUAUAGGUUUCCCUGGACCAGAAGGACCCUCAGGAAAGCCAGGAAUAAAUGGAAAAGAUGGAAUACCAGGUGCUCAGGGCAUCAUGGGUAAGCCUGGAGACAGAGGCCCCAAAGGAGAACGUGGUGAUCAGGGGAUUCCAGGAGACAGAGGCUCACAAGGUGAACGGGGAAAACCAGGCCUUACAGGCAUGAAGGGGGCCAUCGGUCCUAUGGGUCCACCAGGAAACAAGGGCUCCAUGGGAUCCCCUGGCCACCAAGGCCCUCCAGGCUCUCCAGGCAUCCCUGGCAUUCCGGCUGAUGCAGUUUCAUUUGAAGAAAUAAAGAAGUAUAUUAAUCAAGAGGUCCUAAGGAUUUUUGAAGAGAGGAUGGCUGUAUUCCUAUCCCAGCUCAAGCUGCCAGCAGCAAUGUUGGCUGCCCAAGCUUAUGGGAGACCUGGGCCACCAGGGAAGGAUGGGUUGCCUGGGCCACCAGGAGACCCUGGACCCCAAGGCUACAGAGGACAGAAGGGAGAAAGAGGUGAACCUGGAAUUGGGCUGCCAGGGAGUCCAGGUCUUCCUGGGACUUCAGCUCUGGGUUUGCCAGGCUCACCAGGUGCCCCAGGCCCACAGGGCCCCCCAGGACCCAGUGGAAGAUGUAACCCAGAAGAUUGCCUCUAUCCUGUGUCUCAUGCCCAUCAGCGCACAGGUGGGAAUUGAACACACCUGAAGAAGACUUGGUUCCUGGUAACAUUUCCUUGCCACUGGAGCUCUCUUAAUACCGUCAAACCCUCAUCAUCUGUGGGUUGCUUUUUUUUUUUUUUUUUUUUUUUGGGAGUAAGCCAGGCAUUAAAAGCAACCGUUUGAAUCCUAUUCCUAUAGCAAUUGCAAAUCAGCAUUUUUUGAUUUUUCCCAAAUUCAUUCCAUAUGUUUUGCUUUACAAUUGCUAUGAUUUUUACUCAGAGUUUUAUAUGAAAUAUGCAAGUAAAUCUUAUCGUUAGUUCUUCUUCAAAAGGAAAUUGCAUCUUGUGACUUAGUAGACUGAUGAUGAUAUCCAUUUUGUAGACUCAUCAACAUGUGGUUGGCCUUUGAUUUCUGAAUUUUAAAGUUUCAGACUUAUCUUUUCCUUGGUGUUUAAAUUUACUAUCAUUGCUAAACAUCUCGUCAACUUUUUUGAUAUAGUGCAUUGCUCCUGUUGAAUGUUUUUUGACUACUUUUUAUAACUUAAGAAUUUUUAUACCAUCUACAUCUAUCCUACUUAUGCAGAAAAAUAGGCAAUAAGAACUUCAUUUUACAAUUUAUGUUUUCAAAAAAAAAAUGCAGGAAACUGUUUUAUCAGGGAGCCCAAACACCCAGCAUAGCCAACUACUGAAAUGAUUUUGUUAAUUCUGUAUAAUGAGCUCAAUUCAAAGCAAUCACCACUGGCAUGAAUAAGUACUGCAUGAAAAGGGAGUAUCAAAUUCCAGUUUUGUAUGAGUUCUGCAAAAAAAGCCUAAUAUUCUGUGGUCCCCUCACUCAGUCUCUCAUUUGGUAAACAGAAAGCUGUUUUCCCUACAAGGUGCUUGGUGGUGAAGCCACCAAGCUGUCUUUGGUACUCUUAAAGCUUCAGUGGCCUAGCAAGAUCUUUGGGCCCUUGUAUCCAUUAUCCUUAUGACCUCAUCACCCUCAGACUUUAAGACAAGAAGCCACCAUCAAAACAAAGGAUGGGAUACGUAUAGAAUGGACUCACUUGUCCUAGAAGAUGAAUGUGUAGUGUCAGCAAAUGCAUGUUAAGAAGGUGAAGCCCAAAAGCUCUUAAGGAGAAUUGUAUUUCUCCAGAAGCUGCAGCAAGAGGUACAGCUCAACAAAGGAAAACCACAGGACUGGAUAUGCAACUAGUGCUCAGACCAAAGAGUUCACACCCACUCUAAAACCAUGUCCUCUGAAAAGAAACAAAAAUACAGUGAUCAUCAAAUGCCUAAACAGUCUUUCUGUUGGUUAGCUGUACAUUCAUUGAGGAACUGUUGAUUGGCAGGCACUGAUUCUCUAGAACACUGGGCAUGAGGAUGUUGCAGAAAUCUAGAUGGUGGGUCCCACAGAUGUGAGAACAUGCUGCAAGAGCCUGCCAGCCACAGCAAUCAGGACUCACAGCUCUUCAAGGAGCAGUGCAGAUUUCAAUUUGGCUAAAACAGGAUGAUUGCUUUUGUCUGUUUACUGAAAAAUGAGUUUAGAAAGGCUAGCCCACUGACAUUGGAAAAAGCUGUGAACAGAGUUGUGUCUGAGGAAUGUGCCUAAUUUAAGGCAGGGUUUGUUCCAAUGCAUCCGUGAUUUGAACCGGUUUUCAUUAUAGAUUAAUGAACUGCUGGUCAGGUACUGUCUACAAUGGCUGUGCAUACCUAUAACAUUUUAGGUAUUUCAUAUUGAAUUAUGCUGUAUAUUUCAAUUCCAAGUUUAUUUAUUUUCCAAGGUUAUUUUAUUUAUUGUAAGCAUUUUGACAUUGAUUUUUUUUUUUUCGUUUUCUUUCUUGUGCAAUACCUACAAUGGUGCUGUGUUUUAAACUUACACAAUUGGGACAUACGUAUGUGUUUUCUUAGUAAAAUGGUAAUUUAUCCCGAAAAAGUGUACAUAGAUCUAAAAUUUGGUGCUAUGUGUAUAUCUUGAGCUUUUAAUUUGUUGAAUUUUCUAAACGCUUACAACUUAUCUGCCACUCAUAUUAAUUUACUUGAAUUUGUCAUAAAGCUAAAUAUUUUAUAUGUUUUCAAAGAUUAUUUUUUCAUAUUAAUAGGUUGUUUAUCUUUUUGCCUGUUUGCUAAUUUAAAAAUAUUUAUUUUAUCAUUUUAAUGUUUUCAUGGACUUUUUUGCUGAUGGUAAUCAACUUUUUUUGUUUUUUGGUUUUUGAGUUGUUCUUGUCAUAGACAUAAAAAGACAAUUCAUUUUCUUGUUUUAUUAACUCUGUUCAUUUUUAUUCUACAAAAUAUGUCAUGCAUUCUUUCUUAUGAAUUGUAUAUUUAGAAAUCUUUCUAAAUACCAUUAAGGCUUGACUGGUUAAUUCCUAUUUCAAGGAUUUGGAUUUAUUCAGGUAAUUUGAUGGGAUGGGGAAAUAUAAUAUUGUGUGAUGCAUAUUACAAAGUGGACUUGUCACAAUGACACAAACUCAUUUUUUGUAACUGGGAAAUAUGACUAAAUUUGACGUAACUAGAGAAACAAGGCUGUAUCCACAUGGUACAAGCCUUUCUCACCCUACUCUAUUAUUUACCUUCAGAUACUUUUUCCUGCCUCAGCUCUGUACACAUGAUAUGCAACAAAGGGCAGCAAGAAAUGCUGGGUCCACCUAAUUUAACACAAAAUGAAGUUGAGAUUCGGCAGUUGCCCAAUUCCUUUAAUAAAAAGAAACUAAAUAAUUUGGGCCCCAAAGUAGGGUGGGAAGUUUUCCUCUAAAUGACUUGAUGGUUGCCAAAUCCCUUGCACCAUUUUAUUCCAUUCCAAAACAUGUGUUUAUUUCCACAUAGAUGUUAAUGAUGUUCAAAGCAGGGGAGAAGAAUUAUUCAAUUUCAUGAAUAACUCUUGUUUGCACUCCAGAAAACAACAUACAUGUUUAAAUACAAAAUAAUUAUGGGCCAUGACGACGAUUAAUAUUAAAACUGUGAUUUCCAUAUACAAGUAUGUUUGAGUUCCAAUCUUACAUUUUAUACCAAGUUCAAAACACUUUCAGAUAGAAGUCUUUCUAUGCAAAGAUUAAAGUAUGACUUCAAUUCAUAUUUAUGGCCUUUGGAAUCCAAAGAAAAACAGAAGAAUAAUUCAUGGAUUUGUUCAUUGUUCUUUCCAACUGAAGGCAGUAACCAUUACUUCUAACCGUAACACAAACACAGCAAGUUUUAACCUUUUAAACUUUUCACUUUGUGAGCAAAGUAACCCCAUAAGUUUAUUUCCCUAUUUCAUGGUAUUGUUUAAACUUUAAAAUUUUAGUCACUUAAAGAACUUAAGCAAUUAUAUUAAAAUACGUUGUCUGUGAAAAUUAUCAUUUGAUAUUUGGCUUAUAAAGUAAUUUUUAUGAAUCUGUUUUAUGAGUUAGGUAAGAUUUAGCCUUUCUGCAGUCUGUCUCAUCUGUUGGGAACCUGUGAUAUACCUCCAUUUGUCCACAAGAUGGUGUUUAAAACAAUUUGUUCAGAAGAACUGAGCAAACUAACAGAAAUACAAGGCUACGAACAGUUUAGUGGACAACUAAAUCAGACUCUUGCCUUUGCACUUUUUUUUAACUUUUGUAGAUAAUUUUUGUUAAUUUGUUUUGUUAAUUUAUGUUUUUCCUAAUUUUAAGCAUCUUUAUGAAACAGGCACAGUACCCUUUGGUUUGUUGACUGUUUUGAUUUUAUUUCUUUGGUGGAUAUAUAUGUACUUAUACACUUAGUUAACAUGCAGAUUAACUAGUCAUAACUGUUUAUACACCACUCUCAUAUUUUAGUGAUCAAUAUGAAGACAGCUAAAUAAUUAUCCUACUUUUUAGACAGGACAGAUACUCUCAACAGACAAGAAAAAAGAUUUAGCUUAUCACAAGAAGCAGACAAUUUAUAAAACUACACAAUGUCUAAACUCUAUGUUGCUCAGUGUACUUAAAAUUUUACAGUUAUAUUUGUAUAACGUUUAUAUUUUUCUAGAAUACAUCACUAUUUACAAAAGUACAAUUAGAAACACUGUUUUUUUUAAGUACCGUUUUUAUUUUCAUAACACUAAUAAUACACUGGGAUUGAGAAUUUCUGUUAAGUGUUUUGCUGACGUUGUUUUAAUGAAUACUCAAAAAAGCUUUGCAGAUUUGUCCAUUGCUCUUGUUCUUAAAUUAUUUUUCAUACUUGUCUGUAUCCACCUUCUGAAGACACACAAGUGUUUACUGUCGCAGUUUCCCAGCGUUAUUUCUUAAUACUUGAGUGUUGACACAUUUUUGUACCAUCCCCCUUUUGUACCAUCUCUGCUCACAAAGAUUAUAUGCAGGCUUUGAAGAGGAGGAGAUGCAGAAGAUAAUUGAAUUUGUAUCUUGUAUGCCUAUGUAAUUCAAAGUGACUUAGUCCAUUGAAUUGUGUUCAUUUAUUAGUUGGCUGGUUAAGAUAGCAUUAAUUAUCUUAAAUUUAUUCAACUACUAAAAGUCUCAGGCAAUAGGACAGAUGAGUGUCAUCAUUUUUAUUGUGUGGCAUACUUGGAGCUAUAAUCCAAACGUUUUACUCAACAAAAUAAUGCUAGAGUAACUGAUCAAUUUGGUUAAAUUGAAUGAAGAACCAAGUGAACACAGAGAAAACUUAUUCGGACAAGUAGACCCAGCACAGCAAAAAUUUGUCUGAAAGAUAAGACAAGCUUAUAAGACCAAAGCUAAGUCUAAGAAAAUCUAAAUGGAAAAAAAAUUGCGUGUUCAGAUCCAAUAGUGAGUGAUGUGGUACAACUGGAGGAGUUAGCUACUUGCUUCAUGAAUUUGUCAAAAGUGAAUACUAAUAAAGUGGGAGGCUUCACUAAAUGAGGGGGUAAAUAAGAUUUAAGUUUAUCAGAAGUGUGUGUAUUGUGUGACCAUACUAAGCUUCUGGGUGUAAGUAAAGAUGCUGGCUAUUUUACAACUUUUUAUUGUAUUGUGUUAUGCAAAGUACAUUUUGGAGAUAAAUGUUUUUCAGCACAUUAAUGUCUUUAAAUUCAGGUUGUAUUGGGUGUAUUUUACAACUAUUUAUUUUUAAAUAACAUUUAGGGUGUGUUUUCCCCCAUUUUGUUUGUUCUCUAUCUUACCUCAUCAAACUCUUUACGAUUUAAUUGAAUAUACUCAUGUUAAGUGCAAUGGCAUUAGUUUUAUUCAAAAUCCCACAUGGGCAUAAUGCUUUGAGGCCUUGAUUCCUACAUGUUCAUUAUGCAUAAUGAGCUUGUCACCUAUCUCAGCAAUAAAGGUUCUGACCCUAUGUCAGGGAAA